AUGCAGUGGUCAGAGACUCUUAGCAAAUUGGUCCUAGCGGUGGAUGCCAUCACCCUGAUCGCAGGUCUUCCUGCUAAUCUGCUGGCUCUCUACACCUUCAUUCAAAAGGUGAAGCAGCGAUGUACGUCCAUCGAUGUGUUCUUGCUCAGCCUCACCAUCUCAGACCUGAUCUUCCUCUUGUUCCUUCCAAUCCGCAUGAAAGAGACGGUCGACAGGAAAUGGACCCUGAGCUCCUUCCUCUGUCCACUUUCAGGAUUAAUCUUCUACACAACCAUUUACAACAGCACAUUGCUUUUGACCGCUAUCAGUGUGGAGCGUUAUCUGGGAGUGGCCUUUCCAAUCAAGUACAAACUCAAGCGACGUCCUCUAUAUGCUGUGAUCGCCUGUGUCAUAUUCUGGGUGGUUUCCAUGGCCCAUUGCAGUAUGGUCUAUAUUAUUCAGUACUAUAAAGGCAAUGAGACCCACUCUAAUACAUCCAACACUGAGGCCUGCUAUUACAAAUUCAAUAACGAACAGUUGGAAAUUCUUUUGCCUAGCCGUUUGGAAGUGUUCUUUGUGCUUUUCUUCGUCCCUUUUAUCAUUUGCAGCUUCUGCUACAUCAAAUUCAUCCUCACCCUCUCCCGGCUACCUAACAUCAACCCUCAGAAGCGUUUCAGGGCAAAUGGGCUUGCCCUAGUCACCCUCCUGGUUUUCAUCAUCUGCUUCCUGCCUUACAAUGUGUCCCGUGUAGUAGGUUUUAUUGGAUGGUACAGUCCUGAGUGGAGAUCUUACGCACUGCUCCCCUGCACCUUUAAUGCCUGUUUGGACCCUCUCAUUUAUUAUUUCUCUUCUCCAACUCUCCAGGGGACUUGCAAUACCUUGAAAACGGGACUCAUCAAUUGGAUACACCGUUCCUGCUGCCGCUGGAGAUGGCACAGCUGUACUCAAUUAAACUGCACACAGCAUUCCAAUGGCAAGUCUCACUAGAAUGGCAUUUUGGA
Messenger RNA from Ictalurus punctatus (channel catfish), 980 nucleotides. RefSeq names its product free fatty acid receptor 3-like. Gene Ontology annotation, molecular function: G protein-coupled receptor activity. Bases 1 to 966 code for a protein of 321 amino acids. Gene Ontology annotation, cellular component: plasma membrane. The record is from RefSeq and is a predicted model, not a curated record. The transcript has a single exon. Gene Ontology annotation, biological process: cellular response to fatty acid; G protein-coupled receptor signaling pathway. NCBI's taxonomy places the organism in Eukaryota, Metazoa, Chordata, Actinopteri, Siluriformes, Ictaluridae.